GUUAUUGGCAAUUCCCGGGGUGUCAAAUUUUUCUCAUUUACCCAAAUACCUCUAAACCACACCACUGCUGUUACUAGUUGCUACUAAUACCAUCAAUACGAGACACUKGUUAUCUUUAGGCGGAUUCUUGACUUCUUCAUUUGUGUCUGAGAUUCUUCCCCCGACCAAAACCACGACGCAAAUCCGAGGUUUGCACAGCCAGAGAAACAGCGCGAUGAAGCGGCGCCUGGCAGCGGCGGCGGCGACGGCGAGAACCAAGAAUAGCACCCACCACUCCGGCUGCCACCCCACGCGUCGGUUCGAGCUUCCGCAGAGCCGGUGGUUCCACGGCAGCUCGUGGUACGAUGCCGCGAACGGCCCGUUGGUGUCUUGCGCUUCCAAGCGUGCAGCGCCACCGCCGCGGAUCGAAGCCCCAAAAAAUCGCUACCGCGACCGCCGGUUUGUCACUGCAAAGGCAACCGAUGCGAGCGCGAGMCAGCCACGAAGGCAGAAGCGAAAGAAAAAAGCAUUGGUCUCGUCGCCAUCGACCAAGCGAAUCACGACGAAGGACCGAUUGAGGUUGUCCGCCCGGCCCUCGGUUGGAACAUCUUCCAAGCACGAAACAACCAUCGAUUCCUUCAUCGAUGCCAUCGACGCCAACCGCAUAGUGGUCAAAUCCCCGGAAGAAUUGGUCGACCGGUUGAAUUCGGGCCUCGACAUUGCUCGCGCCGCCGUACAAGAAACCUACACGUCGCUCCGAAAUCCUGCCGCCGCCUCCGCCGGAGGGAGUGACAGCAGCAGCAGCAGUGGCAGGAGCUUCCAUCGCAAUGGCAUGGUGAUGGACGCAAACUGGUGGUUCUGGAAUCUCGUGCUGGCAUCGAGCCCCGCCGUUCUCAUAGCUCUGUACUGCGAAUUGGUUKUGAAACCGAGGAUGAGGGAGGCGAACGAAGAACGGAAAAACGGGGCGACCGUAGUAACCCUAGGAGGAGGGGAAGGGGGGAUUGCCACCGGCGACGAGCAGGGCGACACGAGAAAAAUGUCAUCCAUGCGGCAACGGCAAGAAGAACAGAUGCGCGGUUUGCUGCAGGAACAAGAUGGCAGCAAAGAAUCCUCCUCUCCGACACCGAUUGGUAGCGCAAACAACAAUAGAAGCACUCUCGACGAGACGGUGUCCUUGGCGUCCUUGUACAAAYCCGUCCGAUCGCUWGUUUCCUUGUUUACGGCACCACAACUGACAUCGACACCGUCACCAGAACACGCCCAUGAUCACGGGGCAGGAAAGGGCGUCGGCGUGCAAAGUAGUACAAACGACGAGCUGAAAAUCUCUCCACCGACCCAACGACACGUGGUAGAUCGAGAACAACAGCAAACAGACAACCGGAAACCGCAGUUGGAGAAACAGCAGCGAGAAAUAAUCGAACUCCAAUCCCGAGUCUCGUUGCUCAAAAAACAAAUCGAGCAGCAGCAACAACACCGGGAGCAAACGCUCCGAGCGACCGAGGACCAUGCGCCGGCCGACCCAAACGACAAUGACAAACGUGUCAAAUCUCGAGACGAUCCUAUCCCCGUCCCUGCGAAAACGAAAAUCCCCGACGGCAAUUUCUUGGUAUCGCUCACGAAAACAACGGUAGCUGCUACGACGGCAGGGCUUGCCGCAGGAAGAAAUUUGUGGGGUUCGUUGCAGUCGUGGCGUCAGGGCCGCGAACGAGCCAGCCAUGACCCCAUGCAAAGAACGGUGGAUGCCAACAAGGAGGAAGAAAAAGCACCCACCGCAUCUGCCGACUAAGGAUCGGGAUGCCAUUGAACAUGCGUGCCGAUAGCUAGCAUGGACGGCUAUUAAUGAAUCAAGUCAGUAGAAUGAUUGCAAUUUUACCAGCGAUACCCAAGAUCCCCUACCCAUGGCAAUUCCCCACCAUUUACUGCCACAGAAAAAAUAUGAUUCUACCAUGCUCUUGCAUCAAAGUCUCGCAAUAUGCAGUACAGGAGUGUCAUAAUUUUUGGAUUGUGCGAAGUUCUUUCGUCCUUCCAUCCUUUGUUUUCCUCCGUUCUCUUUUUUUGGAGAUGAAGGGAGGAGUAAAUAAUAACAAUACUGACCGGAGACCCUCCCCUCUCCCGGGAUUGCUCCGAGAAUAACCGGUACCUUUUCAAUUCCUUCUUUUAACAUAAUGCUAGUAAAUAAAGCGCAUCGCGACAC
Molecule: messenger RNA, 2173 nt
Organism: Pseudo-nitzschia multistriata
Lineage: Eukaryota; Bacillariophyta; Bacillariophyceae; Bacillariales; Bacillariaceae
Source: the annotation of a GenBank genome assembly